GUGAGGCCAGAGGCCCCGCCCGUCUCUGCGGGUGGGGUCGGCUGCGCGCGCGUGUAUCGAGCCGGGCGUGCCGAAGCACCUCGUAGUCUGCCUGUCUCUGGGUCCCGCUGCCUACGCUGACGUCACACGCCACGCUGACGUCACACGCCACGCUGACGUCACCUUUCCCCGUGAGACACAGGAUGAGCCUUGGGCCUCUAUGUCUCGCCUGACCAGGGAGGACCGGCAGGAUGGCCUCGCCCCUCAGGAGCAAGUCCUCUGCUCCGCGAAUGGAAAGCACCCGCCACAAGGAGACGUCGACUGUCCGCGUGGAGACGUCGUCCCAGCGGGAGGAAACGUCAUCUCAACGCGUGGACACGUCCUCCCGGCAGGUUCGAAAGUCUUCGCGGCAGGUGGAGACCUCCCAGCGCCACCGAGAGAGCCCCGCCCUCUUUCCCUCCGAGAAGCGACUCCCUCGAUUCCUCGAGGUGUCCUCUCAGCACGUGGAAACCUCCUCGCAGUGCACGGAAAUGUCCUCCCGACACGUCAAGACGUCGUCAUCCCUGCGGGUGGAGACUACUGUGCAUCGCGUAGAGAGCCCAGCCCGACGGGACAAGCAAGCCACUCGCCAGAGUGCCAAAAUGGCUCGAUGAAGUGCUACCCAAAGGCCAUGGCCCAUAGCCAGGACUGAAGAGUUGCCAGACAGCCAGCUUCCAGAAGAGCCGAGCGCCUUUGGUUUCGUGGAAAAAGCCCAUAAAUCAAUAUAAGAAACAGGCUGUGGUUUCUGGGCGCUGGUAACAUUGACAUUGCAGCACCUUAAACCAUCCUGCUAUUAACUUGAAGCCAACACAGAAAGGUUUCAGACUGUAUGAGCCCAGCCGAUGGACAAAGAGGCACUCUGAGUCUCAACACCAGUUAAGUUUAAUACUCUUAGGUUCCUCUAGAAUGUCAGAACAGAAGGCUGCAAAUGAUCCUGAUUCAGCAGUAUUUCGAGCACUUCCAGGCGCUUAUUUAAUCCCAGCAAGUUUACUGGGCUAUCCCCAGAAUGAGGGCUCAGUAGUAUCUGGAAGACUGGCUGAAUGUGACUCUGGAAAAGCCAGACACCUGGCUUCAGGAUCAUUGAUGCUUCAGGAAGGGCACAGGAUCCUGGCAGAUUCUCUGUUGUCCUCGUCUCGUCCUGUAAAAGAGAUUUUUAUCUAGUUUUUGUUUUGUUUUUUUUUUUUUUUUUUUUCCUUCACAUUUCACUUGUGUUUCAGAGCUGGAAUGCAGAGAGAGAUACAUAGAGCAAGAAAGUAUCAAAAAAGUAAAAGAUGUAAUGAAAUGAGUACUUACCAUAAUACUAUAUUUCACAUUCCACAGCUUGAAAAUGACAGUGUUGAUGAAGGUAAUUGUUAAUGUACCUGUUACAUGUGUGUUAAUGUUAGCCGCACUGUGUGUCUUCCUCACAUUGUAGGAAAUAGUGCUGCUGUACUUGGCAUAUGUUAUACAAUGUUAAAAUCAAUAUGUGUAACAAUAGUGAAUGAAGAGCAAUAGUCUCCAUUUGUAGUCAAAAAAGCCUUUUAAUGGCACAGUCUAAUAAUUGGGUUUAUUAUAAUAGGUAAUAGUUGUGUCUUGCCUUCAGUUGUACCAGCUAGGUUAGUUUGAAAAACUAAAUAAAUGCAAAUUCUUAUAACAAAGUCACUUCUUAUUCCCAUAAUCUUCUUUUUUUAUUACCUGGAGGUGGUUUACAAUAUUUACUGCCUAUUUUAUUGAAAAGAAAUGGUUGAGUGUUGUGAUGCAUACCUGAAAUCCCAGGACUAGGAAGAUUGCCAAGAGUUCAAGGCCAUCUAAAAAAAAAAGUACCAGAAUGGCCAAAGCUAUAUAGCAAGAUCCUAUCUUAAAACAAACAAAAACAAAAAGCAAGGCCAGUAAGGUGGCUCAGAGUGUAAAGGUGCCUCCACCAAGACUGAUAACCUGAGUUUGAUUUCAGGGACUCACAUGAUAGAAGAAGAGAACAGACUUUCAAAAGUUGUCCUCUGACCUCUACACAUAUGCCCCCCCACUAAUAUAUGUAUAUAUAAAUAAGAAUAUAUAAUAUAAUUUACUAUAUAUUUAGUAUAAAUAUUAAACUAUUAAAUUAUAUAAACAUAACAUUAAAGUAUAUACUUUUAUAUGUAUAUAAAAUUACAUAUUAUAUGUAGCUGGUCUUUGCUACUUUGUGGGCCCUUUUUCCCACUGUUUAUCCCCCCCCCAGUUUUACCCCCUAACACUAGACAAGAGAGAGAAAGGAAAAGAUCCCUGAGUCUUCUUUCCUUUUCUUUCUUCUUCGACCACAGCUACUAGCAAACCACAACAAACCUCCCUAAAGGAUCAACAACCACCCACCUCGACUCUUGGUGGUGUGGGGGGGGAGGGGCUCACUUUUAUGUACCCUCUGAAAAGUUCCAGAAAUUCCAAACAUCACACAAUCACAGAAACUAUCUGCAGCUGGUAAAACAGUGCUUCUGCUAGAACACGUUUUCUGCAAAUCAUGGUCAGCUGCUGCAGACAGCCCAGGUCUCUACACCUGCGAUUAAAACAAAGGCACAUUCUUAUAACAUUUUUUAAAAGAAACCAAAAUUCCUGAAUUCUCAAAAGUAGAAAACACAGAGGAAGGAGCAAGGUAAUUGUUCUUCCUACCAUUGUUUUUUCAUUUUAGCUGGGAAGAGAAACUUUUACCAGAGACUUCUAAGUGUAUCUCUGACCCAAGCUGAGUCAUACUUGUUACCUUUAGCUGCAAGGGAAGCUGAGAAUCAAGUAUUUAGCUUUCUAGACUGAAUGGUGGUAGAAGAGCUGAUACUCAGACAACCAGUCUAGUGUUGUCUACAUGUUGCUUCCAAGCAUGACAGUGUCAGGUGAUCUUUAGAGUUCCUUUGGAGUUCUCAGCAGUGAUGUUGCUUCUUUGCCUUUAGCAUAACAUUGGCCAGGCUGCUGGUCAGCGCUGCUCAGGGCCCUUUCUCAUUGGUGCUAUGGAAUAGAACAUGUGAAACACAUAUUUACAGGUUAGCAAUUCUUUUCUUUUCUUUUUUUUUUUUUUUCCUCUUCCAGAACACUUAGGACAUUACUUCACUCUCUUCUGGUUUGUGUUGCUUCCAACAACAGCAACAAUGAAGCUCUAGCCUUUGCUUCUCUACACAGGUGUCCCAUGGCCUCUGUCAAGGUGUUGCUCUGUAUUGUUGGUGGAGCACUUUGUGAUAUACUUUGAUGUGUUUUAUUUCCUUUGUCUUGUAUUUGGGGGUGCUUGUAGUCUUUGAAACUUUGGCUUUAUGAUCUUCAUAAAAUUCAGAAAUUUGGGAUCCAUCAUUCCUUCAGAUGUUUUUUUCUGGCCUCUCUAUGGGCCUAAAUCAUGGGUCUAAUAGGUUACUUGACCCUUAUCUGAUGCUCUUUUGUUUUUUCCUCUCCAUAUUUCAUUGGAUAUUUUAUAUUGCACUGUUUUCAUGUUUGUAUUAACCUUUUUUUUUCUGCAAAGUCUAACCUGUCAUAAAUGCCAUCCAGUGUGGCUUUUAAAUUCUUUUUUAAAUUUCACUUAACACUUUUAAUCUUUAGUAGUUCAACUUGAAUCUUUUAAAAUAUCUACAGGAGGUGCUGUAGGAUGCAUUCUCUGAAGAGGACCAGAGUUGCUUUUUUCUGCUGUCUUCACUGUACUUCCCAUGCUUCCUGUGAACUCGCAGAAACCAUCCACACUUCACCCUUGCAGCUGCAGUCCCCUUUCCUAAGUAGCAGCCAAAUACACUGGACAAUUUUCUAUUUGAAGAAUCCAGUUUUUUUUUUAUUAUUAUUAUUUUGUUUUGUUUUUGUUUUUUAAACCUAACCUCAGAACAGCAGCACCAGCUAGUCAUCAGUUCUUAGAAGUCCGCAAUUUCUGCUCUACAGGUUACCCUUGAGUUUGUUAGCUUUGGUCAUUCCAUUCUGUGAUCUUCUAAAUUGCAUGUUCAUAGCCUUUGAUCAUUUUUCUUUUCAUUUCUUUACUUAUUUGUUUAUGGAUACUAAAUAUUUUAAGCUCAGGUUUUAUUUGCAUUGCAUACAUUCUUUUCAAAAAAUAAAAACUUAACUUUAUGUCCA
Meriones unguiculatus (Mongolian gerbil) is the source of this 4059-nucleotide messenger RNA. It is a transcript of the gene C11H17orf100, whose product is annotated as chromosome 11 C17orf100 homolog. The record is from RefSeq and is a predicted model, not a curated record. The transcript has 3 exons. The coding region runs from base 231 to 632 and encodes 133 amino acids. NCBI's taxonomy places the organism in Eukaryota, Metazoa, Chordata, Mammalia, Rodentia, Muridae.